CCUAUAUAACAUUUGAGAGAACUUUGCUCAUUGCUCUCGUCAAGACUUACCGGAACCAGUUGUAUUCAAUACCGAAACCAAGUUGGUUCAUCUCGCAAUUUGAACCUUGAGCUGUUUCUACUACUUUGAUUUUUUCUUCAGCAUCAGAAGAAGUUGCAUAUAUGGCAGCAAACACCGACCAAGAAAUUGCUCCACUAAAUGAAAACAACGACCAACCCAAAGAUUCAGCAAUUGAUAUCCCUGAAGAAGACUCAGAGCCUGGGCGUGAGUGUUGUAUUUACAAGGUCCCUAGACGUUUUCGUGCAGGAAACGAAGAAGCCUACACUCCUCACUUGAUUUCAAUUGGGCCUACUCAUCAUGGUGACCCAAAUUUGGCUCCAAUGGAGUUUCAAAAGAAGAGAUAUUACGAUAAAUUUCUGCGAAAGACUUCGGAGAAAACAUUGAAAGAUUUUAUGAGCUCUAUUGAACUGAAUGUAAUACGUAUAGGCAGGUGUUAUGACGUCCAGUCUAUCUAUAUGUUGGAGGCUUCCCAGCUUAUUGAGAUAAUAUUCCAUGAUGCAGUUUUUAUCAUUACGCUUUUCUUGAGUGAUUGGGCGAAAAAACAAGAAUUCACCGACGAGGACUACUACCAUGAUGAGGAGGAGGAUGACUACUACGACUUAAACCAAAGUGCAUUGUUAAGAGUUAAACUUCUAACGGAUCUGAUGUUACUUGAAAAUCAACUUCCGUUCUUCGUCCUUGAAGAUCUAUAUAAGUUAGUUUUUCUUUCCUCCAAUGAAUACUCUUCUCUUGAUCUUGCUAAGCUAGCCUCCAAUGAAUACUCUUUUCUUGAUCUUGCUUGCUCGUAUUUCGGUAUAAAAAAAGAUCCAUCAUUCAAGAAAAAGAAGAUUAAACAUUUUACGGAUUUAAUUAGAUAUCAAGUGUUGAUGAAUUGUCCAAAGUUGGACAAUGAUAUACAUAUGGGAAACCACAACAUGCAUAGUGCAACGAAAUUACAUGACGCUGGUGUUCAGUUUAAAAGUACUACAGUUAAAGAUUACUUUCGUGUUAUGUUUAAUGGUGUUUCAUAUAUUUGUAAUAAGAUUGGUGAUUUUGAGUUUGAAGGUUUUGGCAAUAUGGUUGUGGAUGAUGUGCUUGGAUCUACUAAGUACGGCUUGCUUGAGGUAGAAUUUAAGAAGGGAGUGCUAAAAUUGUUAACUAUUGAUGUGGAGUACGAGACUGAGAUUCGUUUUAGAAACUUGAUGGCCUUCGAACAAUAUUACUAUCCAAAAAAGGCUUAUUUUUGUAGUUAUAUUAAAUUACUAGACUCUCUUGUUGACACUAAUGAAGAUGUAGAUUUAUUGGUAAAAGAAGGGAUUAUUGUCAAUAGAUUGGGUAGCAGUGAAGCUGUGGCAAAAAUGAUUAACAAGCUUGCGGUGGGAGUUGUACAUUCAACUUUGCUCUAUGGUGAAAUCGGUAUGGAUCUAGACCAGCAUUAUAAAAAUUCUUGGAACCGUAGAAUGGCAACCUUAAAGCAUGUCUAUUUUAACGAUCUUUGGAGAGGAACUGCGACUGUUGCUGCUUUUAUCGUGGUGAUACUCACUCUCAUGCAAACCGUAUUGGCAAUCUUAGAAAAAGGAGCACUCACAAAAUAAAUACUCCUACUUUGAAAGCAGUCUUCAAUUCAAUGAAAGAUAAAGCUAAUCUUUUUAUGUGUGUUAAUUUAUGUGUGUUUUGCUCUUUUAAGUUUAUUUGCAUUUCCACUUUGAGUGAAAGGGGAGUUUGUUGCUCUUAUCAUGUACUGCUACCAUCAAUGAAUAAUUGUGUGCUUAUUUCGUUUUAUCAGAUCUUUAUUCGACUGGCU
Molecule: messenger RNA, 1843 nt
Organism: Theobroma cacao (cacao)
Lineage: Eukaryota; Viridiplantae; Streptophyta; Magnoliopsida; Malvales; Malvaceae
Product: UPF0481 protein At3g47200-like
Source: RefSeq, a predicted model, not a curated record